AUGCGACCCCUCUCCAGCAAUCAAGAUGGCUCGUUUGAAAGCAUUCUCAAUCGCGUACAGGUCUUUCAGGACUCGCUCGAAUUAUCGAAACUGAGCGUCGAGAACCUUCUUGCCCUUCACGAAAGACUCCUGAGCUACGCCGCCGGGUGUGUUCUUACUGAAGCGAACUCUCGAGUGAAGAUCAACCAACUCCCCGAGGAAUCGUUCCUUACCAUCUGCAAAUCAUCUCUCUGGCCUUCGGACACAUCCCUUUGCAGGCUCUACGGUACCAUUGGCGUUGACAACGACACGAUCAGAUCCCAAAUGCGAGCCCGUUUGAAGACCCUGCUCGAGCUUUCACACGUCUGCCGGUCGUGGCGUCAGGCUAUCAAGACAGCGUCCCCUCUGUGGUCGUUCCUCCAAUUCGAUUCUUCCGAGGACUGGAUUCGGCACUACUCUCUCGAGAACUCGGGUCUUGCGCCACUUUCCUUAUCAGUUAUCCCGGAUCUCUGCGACAAGGAUAUGAUCAAUGCGCGUAUGAAAGCCCGCGUCGUCAAUCUCCGGUUGGACGCGGAUUACAGGGAGACACCACGACAGACCAUUCUCGAUUGUCUCGACGUCAUCUUCCCUCUCCAUGCACCUUUCUUGAAGAGCCUCACCCUCGACUGGCCGGACGACAAACACGAACCAUACAUCAUCACCGACGCUCACUUUAGCCCACCCACUGCAUCACAACUGCAGGCUCUUUCUCUCUCUUGGAUCUACAUCUCGUUCGCACGGCCCCUCCCAUGCCUCACCCACGUUUAUAUCGCCUUCAAGUCGAAUCCCCCAUCAUUUGAAGACGUCUUCACAUUCAUCGCAUCCUCCCCAAACAUCAUUUUCCUCUUCUUCGUCCAAGCGCAAGAUAUGUGCCACGCUUCCGAAGAGGCAGCAGAAGGCAUGCCCGUCCGUGCAACCCUGGAGAAUCUGCGCACACUCCAUUUUCUCUACUGCGAUUGGGACUUCUGUUCCUACCUUUUGGACCGCAUCUCACUCCCCGCUCGCGCGCACAUUCACCUCAUCGAAUGUCCCUCUCUGCACUUGACUUUCAACAUCUCCACGCGACUCUCAAUUUUCACGGUCGCAACGCGCAUGCGGAUCAGCUUCCACUCCACCACUACCACCUUCCAGUUCGACGGACCCCCGGACUCGUUGGACUGCAUGCGCCCGGAAGGCAGACUUCAUGUCCACCAGACCACCGACGACGCUGGAAGCGAAGACGAAGACAGCGACAACGACGACAAUGACGACGAACUGGACAUCGACUCACUGCUGGACUGGGAUUCCAGCGGCUCCCCGUUCCCGUGGAUCACCGAGCUCCACGUCCGCUUCGGCGGCGAUGAGCCGCCGAAGGACCGCAAAGUCGCCGCCUUCCUCCGCCUGCUCGAGCGCACGCCCCUCCUCGAGACGCUCGUCGUCGACUUCGACGCGACGCACGGCCGCCCCGGCGCGCCCUGCUUGCCCGUCCUCGUCCCCCUCUUCGACGCGCUCACCGCGGACGGCCCGGCGGCGCGCCUGUGCCCGUUGCUGCGAGCGAUCACGGUCUCCCUCGAGUCGCGGAUCCACCCCGACAGCGAUCGCACCGUCCUCCAGGACUGGAAGACGCUGAUGGCCGACCGCACGGUGCCGCUCCGUGGGGACACCGCGCGUCCGAUAGAGGUUUUGGCGGAGUUCAUGUAUGGGGAGGGGCACCGGCUCGUGCAGACGGAGGACCCGGGACACGCCGACGAGCCACAGUGGAUAGUGGUCGAGGGGCCGUGGAACCAGGACCGGUAUGCGAACGAGGAGCAGUUCAUGUCCGAGGAGUUGAAGAGGAUCAACGAGUUCUGGGAUCUUGAUGACGAUGUGCAGGAGACUUUGUUGUGCACCUACUAG
Epithele typhae is the source of this 1893-nucleotide messenger RNA. RefSeq lists its product as uncharacterized. Lineage: Eukaryota; Fungi; Basidiomycota; Agaricomycetes; Polyporales; Epitheliaceae. The coding region runs from base 1 to 1893 and encodes 630 amino acids. The record is from RefSeq and is a predicted model, not a curated record. The transcript has 3 exons.